AGCAAUGAGAUGAGUCCGACGAUCCCAUGGGCCUUGAACGCAGCACGCCUGGGGGUGUAAUGGUGAGCUUCCAGACUGGCUGGCAGCAGUGAAGCAUGGGACGCCGAACACUGAGUAGCCAGGAGACUCUGGACGGACACUAAACAGUGCGAGCAGCCGCAUUUACCGCCUUCUCCUUCAUCAUCUUCUGGCAACUAUAGGUGGCAUCGAAGAACAGGAAAAUAAAGAGGAGCGCGGGAGGAUGGAGGUAGAGAAGCGGGCGAAUGGGUUCGACUACCCGGACAGAAACAACGCCAAGUCGGUUAACGGCUUCUACGGGGACCAUUCAUUGGAACCUGAUCAGAAUGACAGCAUGGAUGAUCCAGCUGAGCAGCGUACCUGCCUCAUCUGUGGAGAUCGAGCCACAGGCCUGCACUAUGGCAUCAUCUCUUGCGAGGGCUGUAAGGGCUUCUUCAAGCGCAGCAUCUGCAACAAGCGCGUGUACCGAUGCAGCAGGGACAAGAACUGCGAGAUGUCACGCAAGCAGCGCAAUCGCUGCCAGUACUGCCGCCUGCUCAAGUGCCUCCAAAUGGGGAUGAACCGCAAAGCAAUCAGAGAGGACGGCAUGCCAGGGGGGAGGAACAAAAGCAUCGGACCUGUUCAGAUCACGGAGGAGGAGAUUGAGCGCAUCAUGUCAGGCCAGGAGUUCAAAGAGGACGCUCCGGAGCACACGUGGGGCAACAAUGGCGACAGCGACCACAGCUCUCCUAGCAACGGCGCCUCGGAGGGCAACCAGCCGUCACCUGUCUCCACGCUGUCGUCCAAUCGCUCCAUGGAAAUGAACGGCUACACGGCAGCCCUCAGGGACCAGUACAUCAACACCUCCAUGUCCACACAUUACCAGCUCCUGCCACACCUCUUCAGUUACGCCGCCCAAUCUGGCCUGCUGGCCCCCCAGCCCCGCAGCCUUUACCCACAGUCCCAUCCGCUCGUGCUGCAGCUGGUGGCUGCAGAAGAUCUGGCCCCCCUGGCCACACCGAUGCUCAUAGAAGAUGGCUACAAGGUAACACAGGUGGAGCUGUUUGCCCUGCUGUGUCGUCUGGCAGACGAGCUGCUGUUCCGCCAGAUCUCGUGGAUCAAGAAGUUGCCUUUCUUCUGUGAACUCUCCAUUGAGGACUACACCUGCCUGCUCAGCUCCACCUGGCAGGAGCUCAUCCUGCUCUCCUGCCUCACCAUCUACAGUGCCCAGAUCUUUGGCGACUUGGCUGAUGUCACCGCCAAGUACACACCAUCCGAUGACGAGCUGCAGGGUGAGGACGGCAUGGAGGUGAUGGAGAGACUGAUAUAUCUGUUUCGCAAGUUCCAUCAGUUGAAGAUUAGCAAUGAAGAGUACGCCUGCAUGAAAGCCAUCAACUUCCUAAACCAAGAUAUCAGAGGACUGUCAAACAUCUCUCAGCUUGAGCAGCUGAACAAGCGCUACUGGUAUGUGUGCCAGGAUUAUACUGAGUAUAAGUACCCACACCAGCCCAAACGCUUCCCUGAGAUCAUGAUGUGUCUGCCAGAGAUUCGCUGUAUAGCAGGGAAGCUGGUCAGCGUCCCGCUGGAGCAGCUCCCUCUCUUGUUCAAAGCAGUCUUGCACUCCUGCAAAUCAAGCCUGACCAGCUACAGGACUGGCCCGUCACCCUGUGUGACCGCCUCCUCUGGAAACUAGAGGCCUCCCUGACCCCAACCACCCCCACCCCCUACGGCGAGGGAAUGGUCGCCCCUCUUGUGAAUGUGACAAGCAGCUAGUUUGUUUUUUUCUUUUUAUAUUUAUUACACGACAGAGCUGAAUGUAUGCUGAUUUACACUGUGCACAUGCUUCUGUACAAAACAAAUGCUCAUAGAUGCAUUGGUCUUUGGAGUUUACAAGUGUGUAUCCAGUUUGCUCAAUGCGUCAGUGUUGCCAAUGUUAGAGCUAGACUUAAAAAAAAAAAAGAGUUUAUUUUAUUCAGAUCGGGGCAGAUAGACACAUGUGACAAGUGUUUUGAGACUACCUCAGGAAGAUGUUAUUGCUAUUUUUGUGGUGUUGAUGAAGAGUCGCCCAGUCUAAUACGAAAUCCCAGUGGAUGCCUCAGUCACAGUCUGAAUGUUGACAAGAGUUCAAUUCAAAUCAAACAUAGAUCAAAUGUGGUUUUAUUCCGCGGAACAUGUGAAAUAGAGCUACUUUAUCUGCAUGGACUUUUUUGACAUUCUGCUUAUGGGAGGCGGUCGUGUCAAGGUAACAUUCCACGAGUUAAGGUGACAGCUAUUUGGAUCUUUGUGAUCUUCGGAAAAGGAGUAUACGGGUAUUUUUUACAAUCGUAGACUGGGGAUGUAAGGUUUUAAUGCAAGGGUAAGGGAGGGUAGCUAGCUUUGCUGUUUGUUGUCUUGUUUUUGACCAAAGUGUUAUGCAAUGCUUUUUUUUUCAAAUGCCCAUCGAUGGGCAUGGAGCUGAUAGCUCAACUAAAACAAAAAAUCUUGUCGUUGAAGGAUGAGGAUAAGAAACGAAUCAAUCUGAUGGACAGAUGAACAUGUUGCCAGAUUUCCUUCGAAAUGCUGCUGAACCUGCACACAUUUUUACAUUCAACAGGCGCGUUUUGGAGGGAAGCGACUAACUGAUCAGUAGAGCUGCAACAAUGAAUCGAUGAUUAAUCAUCCAACACAUGGACAACUAUUUUGGUAUUCGAUUCAUCGGGUUUUGAUUUAAAAAUGUAAAUAUCCUCUGAUUUCAGCCUCUUAAAUGUGAAUAUUUUUGUUUUGUUUUCGCCAUCCAUGAAAGCAGACCUAUUAUCUUUGUGUUUUAGGCAAAACAAGGUAUUCACACACAUCAGCUUUCAUUUUGGAAAACAGCGAUGGACCUCUUUUCUGAUGUUGUGGACCAAACCACUGUUUGUGUUUACUUCAGAUUGUUUUGGUCCGUCAAGGGCCUAACCAAUUACUCGAUUAAUCGAAACAACAGGCUUCAGAUUAAUCGACUAAGAAAAUAAUAGUAAGUUGCAGCCCUAGUUGACAGAGUUUGCAGUUGUCAGGCUAAAGGGCAAAGACUUCCACAGACUGGGAGCCACGGACACAGAGGCUCGGGCACCUUUAGCUUUUAAUUUUCUUGGCGGGACAGACAACAAAAGUUGAUCAGAUGACCGAUUACUCGAUCUAUCUGAACAACAAGCUUCAGAUUAAUCGGCUAGGGAAAUUAUCGUUAGUUGCAGCCCUACUGAUCAGCCAGUUCAUAUCAACUGUCAUGACGACCCCUCCAUGCCUAUGGCCUCGUAAAGACAUGGGGAUGUCAGACUGUGGUCAGGUCCUACCAGGUCCAAUCAUGCUUUUGCACAGACCGAGAAGCAGAUUUAGGUGAGACCUGACCCGAACUGUCUCAGGUAAAGUUGAAUGUGACUAGCAAGUAAUGUCCUGCCGCGUUUGCAGAUAAUCAGUCGAACCUGGCUAAGAUUUCUACAAAGUGAUGGAUAGGUUUAGAGCGUUCUGGUGCUUGCUCUCUGUGACAAAUAUGCACAUUGUUGGAGAAUACGGUCUUUAUUUUUGAAGUGACGAGAUGAUCGUGUCGAACCCCUUGAAGUAUCAUCUUUGAUUACUCAAGUUUUUUGUUUUGUUUUUAUCCGUUUCGUUAUGUGCAAGCAGACAAAAAUGCAGUCAUUGCAACGACUCUCUUUUUUGCACACAACGGUGAGGUUCAGAGACCUCGGCCACUGCCCACCCGGUGUGUUCCUCUCUCAGGUCCCGACUGGCCUGGAUGGAAACAGGGUAAAGUGAGUGUUAUGUAUUGCAUUCAGGAGUUACUCAGAGACCGUGCUGAAGUGCUUGUUGUGUUAGUAGACGUAGGACAGGACAUCGUAGGUCCGCUGUAGGGAAAAAAAAAAAAAAAAAAAAAGAUUUGCGUGAUCCUGCCCCCUUCAUGCAGGUGAAAGUUUGGAAGCGAAACACGGACGAGAGUUGUUGAGUUUCUGAUGAGCUCGGUGAUAAGCAGUCGCAGUGCUCGAAUACCUGCUUUUCAUCGCGGUGUUUCUCUUUCAAACGCUCAGUUAGCCUGUUUUCAUCUUUUGAUUUUUAGACCUUUUCAUGUACCUAUGUAGUUUUUGUGAAUGUUUUGGGUUUUUGUUAUACUUCAUGUAUUCAUUGUCUUUUUUUUUUUCUUGGCAUGAGGAUAAAGCCUCAUUUCCCACAUGUUUUAACCUUUGGUGGACUUGAUUUAAAAGGCAUUCCCGUUGUGCACGGCGAGUUAUGAAGGGAGAUGUGAUGUCAGACACGUUUUUAUGCGGCGAUCCUGACAUCUUGGAAUCUUUUACGUAGUAUUCGAUACACCAUGUUCAAUGUUUCCUACUGGUAUUAACCCAUAAGAACCCACACCCAAUUCUGCUUCAAGUAAAAUGACACUUAGAACGCAUUUCUGUUGACUAAACUAACCUGGCGUCGAUGGCGUGGGACUUGUCACUGUUUCAGAGGAAGACAUUUUGCCAAAUGCUCGGCAAACAUCCCGUGAUGAGGGAAAAACAAACACGGCGCUUCAACACCUCAACCUUUAUCAGCCACCUGAAACGGCAGCAUCGCUAAGACGCCCAGGGCUUGUGCCUAUGGCCGCGGCAUUUGAAAAGUGCAAAAAAGUUUACCAGAGACGACUCGAAGGCUAAAACGAUCUGUGAUUUCAUUGUGAAAAAGAGCCACGCUUUGUACUUUGGAGCCGCCACUAUUUUUUAUCUUUCGUUAAUAGUAGCAAGAACAAAUCUACAGGUACAGUUUGUCAAAUCCAGCUUUGUAGUAUGGACAUAAAUAAGUUAUCAGGUAUGAGUAUUGGUCUUGAGAAGCAGGAAGUUAUUGGUAUCGGCUCUAUACUCUGUUUCACUGGGCAUUUAUGGUAAAUGUACAAAUAUACCAAUUUUGUAUUUUUCUGUUUUACGGUUUUGCUUGAGCAGCAAAGCUUCUGGUUCGCUGGGCAACACAACAUCGGUAUAAUGCAUCCUGUAGCCGGGAAAGUUAGGCCUUCAAAAUAAAAGCACGGCAAAUAAAAGGUGACAGUUGCGAGGGCAUCCGGCAAACAGAGGCAAAACCAUUCGUUGGAUUUACUUGCUGUUGCUGAAAGGGAACGGCACACCACAGUCGGCAGUCGGGUCUUUCCACCAGCAAACAAUUUGCCAUAUUUUCUGUAAAUGUUUCCCUUAUUUUCAAAAGCAAACGCUGACAGGCUUUCCAUAGCAAUUUGAAGGAGCCUGAUACUGAUACUGAUUGAUUCCUAGCUUGUUUAUUGAAAAAUUGGAGUAAGAAGAGUUUAAUUGUAGUAUUUGACACCCUAUUAAAGUAUUAACAUUGUUAAAUAGAUUUCAAAUUGGCUUUUUAACAGCAAACAAUACACUUUUGAAAAUGGGCUAGCUUACCUAAUACAUUGCAAGCACAAAGUUCUGUAGCACACCCAUUCAUCCAUCCAUCCAUUUUCUAUGCCGCUUCUGCUUAUUAGGGUCGCGGGGGCAUGCUGGAGCCUAUCCCAGCUGACUUCGGGCGACUUCUAUAGCGCACCUUUGGAACACAUUUGACGUGUUGGGUUCUUAUGGGUUCAGUUUCUUUCAUUUUCUCCCCACAGGAGUCUCACACGAGUGCGGACUCAAGUUAGCCGAAUAAAUAAAUAAAUAAAUAGAAUUAGCAAUCUCGGGGGUUGUUAAACAGGGGUGCCCAUACAUUUUGUGGAAAAAUCAAAAAUAUUUUUUUCAUUUUGGAAAACAAGCAAAAAUUUCCGACUAAUUCUCUCACAUGACACCUUUUGCCUCUUCCCCUUUUUUUGGCACUAUGCCUCGAGCCCAUAAAAAAGAGCAUAGUUAGACGACACACCCGCCAUCCGGCUAUCGUCGACUUAAGCAGGACGGCUGGCCAGGACACACAGUGGUGAAUGAGGGAAAGAUCCUUUCAUAUCCUGGCAAUCAGCUUGAAAAACUCACCACAGCUACCUCACUGCCGUCUUCUCAGGAGUAUUUGUCCAUUUUGUUUCCCAACCACACAAAGGAAAUGUCAUUUGCAAUGUACGUGCUGAAACUACCUCUGUCAUCAUUUCACUGACACUACAGUACAUAUCGCUGAAUUGUUUGGGGUUUUUUGUUGUCUUAUUUAUUGGUUUCACGGUUUUCUCUUCGUUUGUCGCUAAUGUCACGUCACCUCUCAGAUUCCCGAAAGUGCUUCAAACAAAGUCAGCAUGUUGCCUCGUGUACCUCUCUACCUCAGACUCGCUGCUGUAUGUCUGUCAGCAGCUUGAAAUUUCUCUGACCUUCGGCUGGAACACACCAAGUACUUUUUAAUUUCUCCUUUCAGGCAGCAGGCAUCCGCGCCCCCCCCCCCCCCCCCCCACCCCCACACCCGCAUGCUUUUUCAUUUCUUCCCCCCCCGCAUGUGUUAAUGUGACUCCAACAUCAAGGGUGAAAGAAUGAAAAUGAGGAAUUAGCCGGGGUGUAGCGGUACGCCACAAUCACUGUUUAGUCCGUACUUCGGUGUUGAGGUUUAUUUUGAAUACCGUAAAACUGCUCAGCUUGAAAAAUGCAAAAUCCAAACUUCUGGCAGGUAAAUGUCUAACAAAUGAAAACUCCCAUAUAAAUGUGGGAAAAAAGAGAAAAUAACAAACGGUGGAUCCUAGUGCUGCUGCGUCCACUAAUUUGCAUAAGCAAGUACUUCUUAUUUACAGAUGUUCAUCAAACCGAACACCUCCCUCACGGUGCAUCCAGAAAUAACAAGUAGUACAUGGGCUUCCCAGCAUGCCUUACGGGAUGUACAUUAGUCAUACAGCAAUCCCUCGUUUAUCGUGGUUAACUGGUCCUCCUUUAUAAAUCAAAUAUUUUAGUAGUUAGGGCAUAGAAAAGCUGUUCACCACCUUCUAAAUACGCAUUUUAACAUGAUGAAAGCCCUCGAGACAUGAAAUAUCUCCCCUAGAGUCACCUUUACACUCCUAUGACCCAAUAUAGUCGACAUAAUCAGACAAAAUAAGACUUGUGUGGUGCUGUAAAUGUGCUCCAGUGCUGGGGAGCUGAGUGGGGGUUGGACAGGAAGUGACGUCAGGGGUUGAGAGUUGAGUUUUGGUUUGGCCUGGGUUACGGCCACAACAGGGCCCGCGUUAGGGAUAAAUUGUGCCUGAGAUCAGAGCAUACAAACCUGCAGUAAAAGCCUUGUCUGGUGCUUGUGUGUCUCACCCAACAUUACCGUAGCGUUACUGAGACCUUGUGACCAGUGUAGAAUGCUACCUAUCAGCACAAUGGGUCUUCUGAAUGCCUUUAUGCUUGAAAAUGUUUUAUUUAGGCAAAAAAACCAUGUAAAAUGUGCUUAAUUAUGCAUAUUGUUUGGAUAAUAAUAGGCCGUAUUCGACCAUGAAACAGCAUGAUUUAUUCAUUCAUAUAUUUUUGAAACACUGUGAUAGAGUGAAGCUACGAACCUCCAAGCGCAAAGUGGCGAGGGAUGACUGUCAAAUAGAAGUGUUUUGCAUGUACAGUAUUAGUGUGUAAGCGUCUGUCCAUGCCUGCAUCGUCCGUGUGGUGAAGUUACAUUGCGUGUGUGUUACUUGUUAUUUUUGGUCGCACCGUGAGAGAGGGAGGCAUUUGGUUUGGUGCACUCCUGUUGGUUUGCGUUUGUUUUCCCAUAAAAAAAAAGAAUGUUUUGAUCAAAAAUCUGCAAAUGUGUUGGGUUGUGAAUGCUGAAUCGCAUAUAAGCAGGGAUCGUAAGUAUAAUAGUUCACAACAGGGGUGUCAGAACUUUUAUCACCGUAUAUUAGAGUACUGUCUGGUAUGACAUCUUAUUCAUAAUGAGAAAAAGAAAUCCCCGUGCCGCAGUUUGGACACCCCUGUUUUGCAGCGUUUCUUCUAUUUCAGAAAUGAAAACUCCUUCUGCAGUGCAGCAUCAGUGGUUGCAGCUUGAGCCCCUGUUCAUUAUCAAUGGAUGAAGGUUUUCAAGCUCGGAUUUCUCCUCGGCACUAUCACGACGACGCCAAAGCCGACCUACGCUGUAUUUGUUUCUUCCAGCCCUUUAAAUGCGUACCGUGUAGGAAACCGAAUGUUCCGUUGAUUUCGAAAACAUGUGACAUGCAACAUGCAACAUGUGACUCCUCAUCGUGACAUGCCGGUGUUUUGUUUACUUCUUUUCUCCUCUACUUGUUUUUUUUUUUUUUUUUUUGAUUGAGUUACAUGAUUUGCUGUUCACCAGUUUGCCACUGAAGGUAGCGACAGUGUUAUCGUGGAGGCUGCUAUCAUAUCCGAUCAAUUAUCAAUAACCACGGAAUGUAACUGCAGUCGCGCUGACAUCGCCUUGCGUCGACGUGCUUCCUCUGCGGUCGAGUGACCCUGUCACUGUGGCACGAGACCACGGACUCGUGCGGCGUUAUCACUGGGUUUGGACUCACGCUGCCGCUUAACUUAUUGAUAAAGACAUUUGCAUGACAUCGUCGUGAGAUAUCUGCGGAUUGCUUAAUUUAUUGUGAAUUGAAUGCCGGUAAAGCUAAAGGUAUCCCCUCCACUCUUCAACUUCAAGGUGUCAUAUUUUCUGUAAAUGUAGUUUUCAUGUUUGCUGCCUGUGUAAUGUGUCCAACCUCGGUGAUGUCACGCUAUCGGAGCACAAGGUGAGGAGUACACAUCUCAGGGAGUACAUUGAUUUAUACACUGUUGUUUACUGUGAACAGACAAAUGAAAGUGCGUCGUCUUUUUUCUCUUUGGGAAUCUUGUCUGCUCUUGUUACUUUAACUACCUGUUAAGAAUGUGAUCCAUUAUGUGUUUCAAGCAUGUUUAGAAUGUGUUAGGAGAUAAAAUAAAAAAAAAACUAAUAAAUGUGAACGUUAUGCAAGCGUACCCAUGCGGUCCUUGAUUGAUUUACUUUUCAGUGUGUUCCAUUUAUUUUUGUCACACAACAUGAUAAAAGAAACUGAUUAGAUCAGGAGUGUCCAAAGUGCGGUAAGUGUGCAACCGAUGUUGAUUUAGGGACAGCGCUACACUGUAAGGAGCCAAGUACAGCGUCCCACGCCGACGCACGGCUCGCUCCUCCCCCUCCAAGCCCUCCUGCUAGGUAAAAUGUAUCCGCUCACCACUCAUGAAUGAUAACUGUAAGCUGAUCCAUGGACACAUGCAAUGGGAGUCAUAUGUACAUGGGAGUCACAGCACACAGCUACGGCGCGUUCAAGGGCCGCUGAACAAAGUGUGAAAUGUCAACGCUUGAUGAAAAAACAUGAUCAGUGAGGCAUAAAGA
Dunckerocampus dactyliophorus (ringed pipefish) is the source of this 9207-nucleotide messenger RNA. Its product is annotated as nuclear receptor subfamily 6 group A member 1-A. The coding region runs from base 242 to 1690 and encodes 482 amino acids. The record is from RefSeq and is a predicted model, not a curated record. Gene Ontology annotation, biological process: regulation of DNA-templated transcription. Gene Ontology annotation, molecular function: DNA-binding transcription factor activity; sequence-specific DNA binding; zinc ion binding. The transcript has 10 exons. Lineage: Eukaryota; Metazoa; Chordata; Actinopteri; Syngnathiformes; Syngnathidae.